Molecule: messenger RNA, 1652 nt
Organism: Halichondria panicea
Lineage: Eukaryota; Metazoa; Porifera; Demospongiae; Suberitida; Halichondriidae
Product: abhydrolase domain-containing protein 2-like
Exons: 7
Coding region: 86-1522 (478 amino acids)
Biological process (GO): medium-chain fatty acid catabolic process; acylglycerol catabolic process; medium-chain fatty acid biosynthetic process
Cellular component (GO): sperm plasma membrane; sperm flagellum
Molecular function (GO): acetylesterase activity; monoacylglycerol lipase activity
Source: RefSeq, a predicted model, not a curated record
GAUCUCUCAUUACCUAUCAUAUUAAUUCAUAGACUAAACAAACAUAGAUAGAUACUAUAAAUGUAGAUCUAUCUAUGAAACAAACAUGUUCCCUUCACUAGCUGCCCUGAACCCCAUCGUACUACUGCUCUUUCUGCUACUUGCCUGGGUUUUCACCUGGUCCUACAGACCCAGCUUGCUUCAAUGGCUCUCCAGUCAUUUGCUAGGAGGACACAAACCUUCAGUGUUCUAUCAGGAAGGGUCUGCUUUUUGUGAUCGAAUUGUCAACAAAUGUCCAAUUCUACAAGAAAAGUACACUCCUCCGUUCUUAUGGGGUAGGAGUGGUCAUGUACAGAGUAUCAUGUUUGGAUUAAUUGGCCGAUUCAAUGUCCGUCCAAUCAGAGGCCACCAGCGAUAUAGCGUUGCUACGAGCGAUGGCUCCACCCUAUACUAUGACCUGCAUGAGCCUGAGGGCGAUAAAGAAGAUUGUCCCUACACCAUUUUAGUAUGCCCUGGUAUUGGUAACUCAAGUGAGAGCAAGUAUAUGAGCACAUUCACAUCCCACGCGCUAGCGUGUGGGUUCAGAGUUCUGUUGUACAACCAUCUGGGUGCCCUGAAGGGAGAGAAACUCACUGGACCACGGAUAUUCACCUAUGGUGGCACGGGAGACUUAUCGGCUAUUUUUGACCACGCCUCCAAGCUCCACCCAAACACCAGAUGGGUAGGCAUUGGGUUCAGCCUGGGGGGGUGCAUACUCACGCGUUUCCUGGGGGAGGACUCGGAGAGGCGAAGAAAAUUUGUGUGUGCUGCCUCAGUGUGUCAAGGCUAUGAUCCUAUGCUCUGUAUGUCGUACCUCAAUGACUGGACCAACCUUCGUUGUUUCUAUAACUAUAUUAUCACACAAAAGCAGCUGGCAUUCAUUCGUCGUCAUAGUGACACCCUUUUGACCUCCUCAUCCAAAGCAAUAACUCACGACCACAAUCUUUCAGACGUCAAUUGUAAACAAAAACUCUCACAGCAGUCAACAGACGACCCACGAAUCCAUCCCAAUCCGAAUUUGAACACUCCGUCAAAAACCACCCAGUCACACCCUCUCAUCUAUCAUUGCCAUGGUAACUAUGACCACAAUGGUAUAGCGCUAGAUAUUUCCCGGGUUCAACCCCCAGACUAUCAGAGAUUGAACAGAGUGACCAGUAUGUUAGACCUGGACGAAUUCUAUACGAGACGUGUGUGUGGUUUUAGCUCUGUGGUGGACUUGUACAGGUGGACUUCAUGCAUUAAGUUGUUGUACGAGAUUAACGAUCUCCCUGUACUGAUUGUGAACACAAAUGAUGACCCUCUAGUGGUGCUUGCUAACACUAGGAUACUUGACAUACCCAAGAGCUACGUAGAGCACAACUCCAAUGCUCUGCUGGUGAUCCCCAAACACGGAGGCCACCUUGGGUUCUUCGAGGGCGGAGCUAUCGUUCCUAACACCACCUCAUGGAUAGACAGACUGCUCGUCCAAUAUGCACAGGCCUGUAGCAACGAACUUACAGACUAGACAUCAUAGAGUGUAUAGUAUACACAUGUAGCAGUGUCAUUUUAUAGCUCAGUAAACGUUAGGUUAAGUUAUACUGUCACCACCGUUCAGAUUUUUAUUCUUUAUUACGAUCUGUGAUGUUUAUACACAA